Cooperia oncophora is the source of this 213-nucleotide messenger RNA. The record is from the annotation of a GenBank genome assembly. NCBI's taxonomy places the organism in Eukaryota, Metazoa, Nematoda, Chromadorea, Rhabditida, Trichostrongylidae.
AUGAUGCCGUUCUGGAUCUCACUACUUGGAAAAGAAUUCCUGCAGGGAUUUUCAACGGAUUUCAAAAUUCAUAUCCCUUAUGCAAAAAUUACACGUUCUCUCGUUGCCCUUGUUGUUCCACUUCUCAUCGGUAUAGCCAUAAAGAAAUGGAAACCGGAAUGGGCAGCGAAGUCACGUAAGUGGAUUCCAUGGUGGACAGCAAAGACGGCUUGA